Blastomyces dermatitidis ER-3 is the source of this 1316-nucleotide messenger RNA. RefSeq lists its product as uncharacterized. The transcript is spliced from 3 exons. The coding region runs from base 1 to 864 and encodes 287 amino acids. The record is from RefSeq and is a predicted model, not a curated record. NCBI's taxonomy places the organism in Eukaryota, Fungi, Ascomycota, Eurotiomycetes, Onygenales, Ajellomycetaceae.
AUGAGUCUGAGAUCGGAGUUUGCGGGUGUGGUGUUGAAAAUUUGCAAACUGACGCAUCGACAGCAUACCCAAGCCUCGAAGUGGACUCGAGGACUGACUCUAAGUUCGCAUGAGAAGCAAGCGCUGGUAAACGAACCGCCGGAAGGACCACAACUUCCGGCGGCUGACCUAAAGAGCCUGCCGGCGCAGAUCAACCGAUCUCCGCCUAACAAGGAUGGCGUUCUCAAGGGGACCAGAUUAGCCGCCAUGGACCCUCGGAGUGGUGGAGAUAUUUUUCUAUACCACCAAAAUUGGCAAUGCCAGCCUGCGCUAUAUCACUUCGAGCCCAGAACGCGUGUGGCAGGAACUCUCCCACUCGACGAUGCGAUGCUGCAUACUCCGAUCGCAAGCACAUAUACUGAUUCCAACGGCAUUAUAACUUGGUGGCUAUUCUACUUGGAUAAGUCGAACGUGAUCCAAAAUAUCUACUCACGGGGUAAUCCCACAGACUGGCAGAGGGGCAAUAUUGGCAGUAAACGGUACACUGUCCCCGCUCAGAGCUCCAUUGCCUUCGAAGAAGAUGACAGGUGGAGUGAUGGCUCCGUCUUCCCUAACACAGAUGGCCACGGUGGCGCAUCCGUAUGGUCUCUAAACAGCUACGCUUAUCUAUUCACACUCCGCAACACCCAGACGAUUGAUCUCUGGUGGCAAGACUACAACAGCCAGAGCGUAGACAGGAACAGCUGGCAACUGGGGCCCUCAAGCCAUGCCGUCGUCAUGGCGAACGCGAGCAUGUGUGGGCAAUUUGCCUUUGCAUACCAGGGCGCCAAGGAGUGGAUUCAAGGUAACAAUUUCACGGGAACGAGGCCAGAGUUGGUACGGUGAGAUACAGCGUAUGAUAUUGUUGGUGGAGGAGGAGGAGGUAGUGACGAGGUCGGUGAUACUGCUGCCGCUGCUGCGAUGGACGGUAUACAGCGUUGAGCUGUUGGUACCUUUUUCCGUCAGACGAGAAGGAGGUACAUACAUACAAUGUUUCAUGUAUUUUAUCAGUCGGAGAGAGGGGAGGUAAGAGAAGCGAAGAGGUACUGGGAGGUAGAUAAUGCUACUGGUACCGGGGACAUGGCAUUCUAGCAAAGUGCCUAUUAGAUAGCAGCUUUUCCAAUAAUAAAUAGGGAUAGAUGGAGGAAAGUUACAGCUCUUGGGCGGGUCGGUCCUUGUAUGAGCCACUUUAAUAUAUGUAUUUUAUUUGUUUUCUACUCCGUAUAUCAGGAUGUAUAUCUACAGAGCAUUGUUCAGGGGCACCUUAUACUCUGUGAUCAACGGCUGCACUAUUCUGC